AUGUUGUUGGACCUGCAAGUUUGGAAACAUGUUUGUAAUGUAGAUUUUUUGAUCAACUGUUGCUUUGUAGAUGAUAAAUGGUUGCCAAAAGUGUGGGACACUAAUGUCUCUAGAAUUGAAUUUCUCUUUAGAACAUUAAGGCUAGUGACAAUACACACACACACACUCGUACCUUCCCGUAACAGAAAGAACCAUUUCCAAUUGACUUCACCAACUGAGAUUUGUAAGCGUGGAAAUGCUACAGUUGAGACGGUAUGGCAUGAGCAGUGGGGUGGGCGCGACAUGCGGCGCGCGCCGCCCGCGCAACCUGUUGCCGUCGCUCUCGCGCUCUCGUUGCUGUUGCGUCUCGUCAACGCCGGAUCAAUGGGCCCCGGUAUCCCGGAAAAUAUAACCGUGACGUUUUUGAAUCCAACCACAGUUAGGGUAUCUUGGUCCACUACUGCGGACCUGGUAGAAAAAUAUGACGUCACAUACAAACCUUCAGACGCAAGUUACAGAGUCGUGUUGGAGGUGGCUGGCAAUUCAGAUGCGGUCAUAUUAAGCGGUUUGGAAGCCGACACGCAGUAUCAAGUAACAGUCGCCGCUCUUUGGGGCGGCCACAAGUACAGAAGUAGGCCUAUUGUCUUCCGCACUCUGGAGCCCCCGCGAACGUCACCGCAACAGGACGGGGGGCUGGCUGGAGCUACACCCCGUUCAUCCGUCGCUCCACCCGACCCAUCGCCUACAUUCCCAACGAUACGAGGUGUAGAGAUUGGUAUAGUAGUAUUGGUGCUGAUCGUGUGGAUUGGAGCAAUAGCGCUGUUCUUUAACAGAUGGGGGAAGAUCAGAAUGUUGCUCCCAUACCAGCCGGACUAUAAGCAAGAGCAGUUAAAGGUGCCAGGAAGCAGUGCGUUGGCGGCUGCGCAGGCAGGUGGCACUUGUGGCGCUCAUUCUGCACCUUCAGCGUGUUCUGUAAAUAUGGUUUAUUAA
This is a messenger RNA of Arctia plantaginis, 969 nucleotides long. Lineage: Eukaryota; Metazoa; Arthropoda; Insecta; Lepidoptera; Erebidae. The record is from the annotation of a GenBank genome assembly.